Messenger RNA from Trametes versicolor FP-101664 SS1, 681 nucleotides. RefSeq lists its product as uncharacterized. Lineage: Eukaryota; Fungi; Basidiomycota; Agaricomycetes; Polyporales; Polyporaceae. The transcript is spliced from 3 exons. The record is from RefSeq and is a predicted model, not a curated record. The annotation marks the transcript as partial.
UUCGACCGCCGACCACCGCGCGACGUUCCGUAUGGGGCGUUUCCGCCCGCGACGCACUACGCGCACGCGGAUGACCUCACGCGCGGCUUCCCGCUGAACCCGCCGACGUGCGCGUGCGCGCCGGCGCCGCAUCCAUUCGUGACACACGACGUGAAUGAGGAGGACUGGAGGCGAUUCCUGGCGGAUGUCAAGGGCGCGGGAGGCCUAAAGCCGAUGAAUGCGCUGCUUGCGGACGCAGCGCCGACUAUGGUCAUGACGGGUUUCAUUGGAGGGUACUUGGCAUCAAAAGCGCUGAAAGCGCACGUUAAGAGCAAACGGAAGAGUCCUGUGGCAGAGGUCAUUGAGCUCUGGAAUCGACGAUUUUUCCAUCCGCGCUGCAUGGACGUCGUCCUGGCGCAGGGACUGCUCACCUACACAGGGCCAGUCGACACAUUCCCGCCCGACAUGGUGCGCCCGAGCCCGCAGAAGAAGAAAGACAAGCACGUUAAAGUGAUCGAGGACCACUCCGACGACGAGGGCGGCAGCGGGAGCUCGCGCCUCGACGCGAUGGGCGCGGCGGUGGGCGCGGCGGGAGAGCAGUUCAUGAACAGGGGGACGUAUCAGCGGGGACGGAUAGCGUUUGGGUAUGACUUGAAACACUCGGCGCGGGAGCGGUGGAGAGUGAUUUUGACGUAUAAGCCC